This is a messenger RNA of Mytilus trossulus (common blue mussel), 588 nucleotides long. RefSeq lists its product as uncharacterized. Lineage: Eukaryota; Metazoa; Mollusca; Bivalvia; Mytilida; Mytilidae. The coding region runs from base 1 to 588 and encodes 195 amino acids. The transcript has a single exon. Gene Ontology annotation, biological process: DNA recombination; DNA integration. Gene Ontology annotation, molecular function: DNA binding. The record is from RefSeq and is a predicted model, not a curated record.
AUGCUUUAUGGUAACGAUAAAUCUAAUCUGAAAGAUGUAAGAAUAGCAUGUAUGUGCCUUAUAAGUUUUGCUGGAUUUUUGAGGUAUUCAGAAUUAGCAAAUCUGACAAGAAAUAAAAUUGUUUUUCAUGAUUCGUACAUCAGUCUACUGAUAGAGAGUAGUAAAACUGAUAUUUACCGUGAGGGUAGAGAUGUACUCAUUUCAAAAACGGACAAAAUUACAUGUCCCGUUAAAAUGUUGAUGAAAUAUUUAGAUUUAGCAAACAUCAAGUCGGACAGUAAUGAUUUGAUUUUUCGUCCUUUAUCUUUUUGUAAAUCUGUAAAUGGUUACAAAUUAAGAAAUGAUAAGCUUUCUGAUACUACUGCAAGAGACAUUCUGUUAUCUACUUUAACAUCUAUUGGUUUAGACAAAAAGUAUUUUGGUUUGCAUAGUUUGAGGUCCGGAGACGCCACUGCUGCUGCAAAUGCGCAUGUGGAAGAUAGAAUCUUCAAAAAACAUGGUCGCUGGAAAUCAGACCGGGCUAAGAACGGAUAUGUCAAAGAGAACAUCAGUGAACGUCUAACAGUAACUAAAAAUUUAGGAAUUUAA